This is a messenger RNA of Ochotona princeps (American pika), 1517 nucleotides long. RefSeq names its product 26S proteasome non-ATPase regulatory subunit 7-like. Gene Ontology annotation, molecular function: metallopeptidase activity; protein binding. Gene Ontology annotation, biological process: proteasome-mediated ubiquitin-dependent protein catabolic process. Bases 34 to 1002 code for a protein of 322 amino acids. Lineage: Eukaryota; Metazoa; Chordata; Mammalia; Lagomorpha; Ochotonidae. The record is from RefSeq and is a predicted model, not a curated record. The transcript has 2 exons. Gene Ontology annotation, cellular component: proteasome regulatory particle; proteasome complex.
AGCCGGGCCUGGCGGCGGGCAGGAUGGGUCGCGAUGCUGGAGCUGGCUGUGCAGAAGGUGGUGGUCCACCCCCUGGUGCUGCUCAGCGAGGUGGACCACUUCAACCAAAUCGGCAAGGUUGGAAACCAGAAGUGGGUGGUCGGUAUGCUUUUGGGGUCGUGGCAGAAGAAAGUGCUUGAUGUAUCCUAUAGUUUUGCAGUCUCCUUUGAUGAAGAAGACAAAGAUGAUUCUGUCUGGUUUUUAGACCAUGAUUAUUUGGAAAAUAUGUAUGGAAUGUUUAGCAAGGUCAAUGCCAGAGAAAGAAUUGUGGGGUGGUACCACACAGGCCCCAAACUGCACAUGAAUGACAUCGCCAUCAAAGAGCUCAUGAAGAGAUACUGUCCGAACUCAGUGCUGGUCAUCAUUGAUGUGAAGCCCAAGGACCUGGGGAUGUCCAUAGAGGCCUACAUUUCAGUGGAAGAAGCUCACGAUGAUGGAACCCCAACCUCAAAGACAUUUGAGCACGUGACCAGUGAAAUUAGAGCAGAGGAAGCUGAGGAAGUGGGAGUGGAACACUUACUGAGAGACAUCAAAGACACUACAGUGGGCACUCUUUCCCAGUGGAACACAAACCAGGUCCACGGGUUGAAGGGACUAAAUUCCAAGCUCCUGGACAUCAGGGGCUACCUGGAGAAAGUAGCCACAGGCAAGCUUCCCAUCAACCAUCAGAUAAUCUACCAGCUGCAGGAUGUGUUCAACCUGCUGCCCGAUGUCAGCCUGCAGGGGUUCGUCAAGGCAUUUUACCUGAAGACCAAUGACCAGAUGGUGGUGGUGUACUUGGCUUCCCUCAUCCGAUCCGUAGUCGCCCUGCACAACCUCAUCAACAACAAGAUUGCCAACCGGGAUGCAGAGAAGAAAGAAGGGCAGGAAAAAGAAGAGAGCAAAAAGGAUAGAAAAGAUGACAAAGAAAAAGAUAAGGUAAAGAGUGAUGUAAAGAAAGAAGGGAAAAAGGAGAAAAAGUAAAACAUGUAGCUUUUUAAAUUUGUAAAUUAAAAGCUUGUCAACUAAAAUCAAUGUGCCAAUUGUGAGUGUUCUUUUUCACUUGAAGUGCUUGUUUAAAAGUCGUCCUGACAAGGGCUCUCUGCCUGCAAUCCUUGCUGUGGCAUUUCAUGAAGGGGAAUGGCUAGAGGCACAAGCUGCAGCUGCUGCAGGUCGGGGUGUGGUAGCUCAGGCGUUGGAGGGUGAGAGAAGAGGCCCACAUACAGCAUGUUUGGUACUCUUCAUCUUUUUACCACUAAGGCCAGGAGUUGGUUUUCCCAUCUUGAAUGAUUCGUGGGGUCUGUGAUUACUGACAGAGUGGCUGCUCGGAGCACAGAUUCCAAUCGUUGUCCGCUUUGUAGCACCUUCAGUGCUGACCCUUCCGAACCCGGUUGAGAACCCUACACACCACACUUGGCCCUGGCACUCUGUCACUCUCAGGGCUCGGGACCUGUAUGCUGUUUACCUUCAAUUAAAUGGUUUGGUUUAAAAAAAAAAAA